AUGGCCCCCGAAAUGAGGUACUUUUCAACCCGCGGUGGCAGCGAGACCCUUUCUUUCGAGGACGCUGUCCUCACUGGUCUCGCUCCCAAUGGAGGCCUCUACAUUCCCACGCACAUCCCCGACCUCCCUGCGGACUGGCAGACCAAGUGGGCCAACCUCUCUUUCCCCGAGCUCUCCCACGAAAUCCUCUCUCUCUUUGUCCCCACCGCCGUCAUCCCCUCUGAGGAUCUCCAGUCCAUCAUCAACACCGCAUACGGCUCUUUCCGAUCUGAAAAGACCACCCCCAUCAGGAAAACUGGGGAGAAGGAGUACGUUCUCGAGCUCUGGCACGGCCCCACCUGGGCCUUCAAGGAUGUCGCCCUCCAGUUCUUGGGCGAGCUUUUCAGGUACUUUUUGGAGAGGAGAAAUGAGGGCAAGACUGAAGGCAAGGAGGAAUUGACCGUUGUCGGUGCCACCAGUGGUGACACUGGAAGUGCUGCCAUCUACGGUCUCCGCUCCAAACCCUCAAUCACCAUCUUCAUCCUCUACCCCGACGGCCGUAUCUCCCCUAUCCAGGAAGCUCAGAUGGCUACCGUACCCGACGAGAACGUCCACUGUGUCGCUGUUCAAGACACCGACUUUGACCACUGCCAAAGCAUCGUCAAGACCCUCUUCUCCGACGCCAAGUUCAACGCCACACACCGUCUUGGUGCCAUUAACUCUAUCAACUGGGCUCGUAUCCUCGCCCAGAUUGUUUACUACUUCUCCGCCUACUUCCAGCUUCCCGAGGCUGCCAGGCAAGAAGGUGCCAAGCUCCAGUUCGUCGUACCCACUGGCAACUUUGGUGAUAUCCUUGCCGGUUGGUUCGCCAAGAAGCUCGGUCUCCCCAUGGAGCAGCUUGUGGUCGCUACCAACGAGAACGACAUCUUGGAGAGAUUCUUCAAGACUGGCAGAUAUGAGAGGGAAGACGUCGCUGAAGCUCCCAAGGGUGAGGCUGCCGAGACUGCCGCUGUAAACGGGUCGAGCGACGGCCAACAAGCCGUCAGCGCUGUCAAGGCUACCCACUCCCCUGCUAUGGACAUUCUCCUUUCUUCCAACUUUGAGCGUCUCCUCUACUACCUCGCGCUCGAGACCAACGCUUCUGAGGGUUCUGCUGAGGAAAACCGUACCAAGGCGCAGGCGACUUUGAACGGCUGGAUGAAUGCCUUGAAGACCGACGGCAAGGUUGACCUUGGAGAGAAGGUCAGGGAGGCUGCUGGAAGGGACUUUUUGGCCGAGAGAGUGUCUGACGAGCAGACCCUUGCGGAGAUCCGAAAGUACUACCAGCUCCCUCAAUACGGUCCCUACGUCGUCGACCCUCACACUGCUGUCGGUCUUGCCGCUCAGGAGCGUGCGGCCAAGAAGGCCUCUCCCAACACCACCUUCAUCACACUCUCCACUGCCCACCCCGCCAAAUUCUCGUCCGCCGUCGAGCUCGCCCUCUCUGCGUCCGACUUCCCCUCAUUCGACUUCCGCCGAGACGUCCUUCCCGACGAGCUCAAGAAGCUCGAGGGUUUGGAGAAGAGGGUGCACAAGGUGCGAGGUGAGGAAGGUGUGCGUGCGUUGAUCGAGAAGAUCAAAGGGCAGAGCAAGGAGAAGGUGGAUGUUUCCGAGGGCAAGGGGUCUAUUUAA
Messenger RNA from Cryptococcus wingfieldii CBS 7118, 1650 nucleotides. RefSeq names its product threonine synthase. The transcript is spliced from 5 exons. Gene Ontology annotation, molecular function: pyridoxal phosphate binding; threonine synthase activity. The record is from RefSeq and is a predicted model, not a curated record. Gene Ontology annotation, biological process: L-threonine biosynthetic process. Bases 1 to 1650 code for a protein of 549 amino acids. Lineage: Eukaryota; Fungi; Basidiomycota; Tremellomycetes; Tremellales; Cryptococcaceae.